AAAUUAUUAUUAUUAUUAUUAUUAAACUACUUAUAAUCAAUGACAUUUCUUUUGGAGUCUGACAAAGCUAAAUCAGUCGAGUGACUGGAAGAAAUACGCAGGAUUUUACUGAAGGACAGGAACCUUAACCUCAAAACUAAUAAGCGAGCACAAAUAAAUCAAGUCAAUGUACAAUAGCUAGUAAAAAACAAUAUUGGAUGCCACUAUUUUUAAGGUAGACGCUACUGUCAAAAUACUUUUAACAACUGUUGGUGAGUGUGUCUCUUUAAACACUAUGCUUUGAAGUUUUAUUGCAAAAGGGGUGGGGUGAAAUGGAUGCAGUAGUUGCUCUAUGUCAUUUCUGUGAACAACAUGGUCCAUCAGUUGUUAUGUGUACUCAACCCUUUAGGCAAACACAACAAUCAAAGUUAUCAGUGAUCAGUUCACAAAGUGGUGGUGGUGGUGCUGUAUUCACUGAUCCCCAAUCUGUGGAUAUUAAUUCAUAUCAAAGAAAUUUACCCAAUUUAAUGUUUCAAAAUCAUACGAGUGGCGCUGAUACAAUCCCAACAGGGUCAUCAGAUGUCUCAGCUAUCAUCUUGCCUUCAUCUACCUCGAGAUUUUCAGUAACAGCAGCACCAAGUGGAAGCAUGUCAUCGCAUUCUUCUUCCCUUCAACAACAACAGUCCUCGCAACAUCCGACUUGUAAAGCAUGCUCUUCUGUUAUGUUACGUGAUGAACCAGGGAUAAUAAGUCAUGAUCAGGCGGCAAAUACUUCAUACAUUUCCACGCAGUUCAUCAAAGAUGCUGAUUUGAAUACGUAUGUGCGUAACGCCUGUUUACGAAGUCUUUCUUGCGAGGUAUGUCCUGGACAAGUUGGUGUCUUCUAUUUCGGUGAUGAGACAAAUGGUCAUGUGUUUAGUUAUAAUUUCUCACUGAAUGAUUCACGUGCUCGAGGAAAUCAAAGUCGUUAUAGUAUACUAAUUGUAUCGUGGAAUAAAAUAUAUUUGCUGAAUUUGUGGUCAUUUUUAAUAUCUAAUAUAUCUCGUAUGGUAUCUCGAUUGCGUUUAUCAGCCAAUAAAGUGUUCAAUGAUGAAAUAUCCAACAAUGCUGUCGUCACCUCAACAGGUACAAAUCAAUGUCGCACAUCUACUGCAACAACAACCUCGGCAACUACAGCUCCCUUAAGACGAUGUGCUACCCCACCGGCAGCUUUAGCUCCUGUACUCUAUGGUCAGGCGAUAGCCGCAGGGAAUGCAGUCGCGGCGACAAAUUCUAAUUUCUAUCCCCAUCAUCAUUCAACUCUGGGUAGAGAAACACGACAGAAAAGAGCUACCGAUUCAGAUAUGCGUUCAUUAGCUGAUCUGACGAAAGAUGAUCAGAUAUUUUAUCGUAUUCAUGCAUGGUUCACUUGGUUACUUCGUGCUGGUGGUCGUCGUUGGAGUGUGUUGCCGUCAGUGAUCGCCCCACCGGAAGAUGAAGAUACCUUGAUAAUGCAAGAGGAACAUGAAGCUCUUCUGACAGCUGGUGUUGACCAUUUGAUGUCAUCAAUGAAUUUAUCCAAUCCAGUUAUAAGUAAUACUAUUACUCCUAGUAUUUCUAGCGCCAAUAAUGCUCCUAAUGCUGCCAAUAUAAAUAAUAUCAAUAGUAGUAGUAAUAAUAAUAUUAGUGUUACCACUGCUUCAAGUUGUAAACAAUCAAUGAGUCAUUCUAGUAGUUCAACUCUGUUAUUCAAACCGUCAAUAUCGCCAGACAACAGUUCAUCCAACCUGGUGGAAGAUAUAACAACACUGGAUUUCAGUUGUCUAUCGUCUGAAAUGGAGAAUUCUAUUUCUUUAUUAAUUUUAUCAAGACUAUAUCAUGUACUUGGUGUUAUACCAUUCAGUCGGCUUGUUCAACAUAUAGCAAUCGGUAAUCAAAUUGUUGUUCAACCUUUGGAUGAGGAUAUCAAUGCUACAUUGACAUUAUCUGCAUUGGCUAAACUAUUACCUAGAGGAUGUAUUAGACAGGUUUUAGCAAAUCACGAAUACUUGCCUCCGUUUCGUUGUAAUCUGUUAAGUUUAUCACUUCAUACGGCUUCAUGUACAUCGUCAUCCACUGGAUACAACGAUGGUCAAGAAGGCGGUGAUAUGCCAUCGACGACGACGACUGCCAAUGAACAUGUUUUAUACUUAGCUGUUUAUCGUUAUCGGUACGGCUGUCACAAUUCGUCGAGUAUAACAUCGUCAGGAGGCGGUCAAAGUGAAAAUGAUGAGCAAUUAUAUCGUACGCAGUGUUAUGUGGAUUCGUUGUACUUCCGAUUAAGUCCUACCUUACCUUCUCUGGAUCCAGAGAUUGUAUCGUUUAAACAAACAUUGUUGAGCCAACUGAAACCUGGUAUGAAUAAAACUGUAUCGUUGGACAUUGUAAAUCUUCCCUCGGUUAUUCCCUCUGGUAUCGGGGCUGUUGUCAGUGUUGGUGGUGGUGGUGGUGGAGUUCGUCAUCUAUUACCCUCACCGAUUUCAUUUAGUGGUGGUGGACGUUUCCAAGUGUCAAGUUAUGUUGAUCAGAUCAUAAAAUUGCUCAGCAUCAAUCCCCCACUACCAAUUGAUGUUUAUGAGGUGGCUUUAAACACUGUCAAACAUGACUGGAUCAAUCGGGCAAGAUUGUUAUAUUCAUUUAAACGAUGCCAAGGUCCAUCUCUUAGCGGUGAUGAAGCAACUCGUCGAUGGGCAGGCGUCCUCGCAUCAAUAGGCUGUGCAUCGCCAGAAAAUGCAGCUGUCGCUAGAUUUUGGCAAGGUGCACUUAGCCAACAUUCACGGAAUCACCACGUGUGUCAUUUACGUAAACGUCCAACAACGACAACGUCCAGUUCAACGACAACCUCACGACGUGGUUCAUUCUGUUCAAGUAAUGUUGAUUUGAGUGCGUUAUUUGCUGCGGCGACGAAUAUAUCGAACUCUUCCUCCAUAAUGACAGCUACCACAUUCAGCGAGUAAACGAAUAAACAAAUAAUUCGGCUGUGGUGAGAAGGCGCUUUUCGAAUUCAAUUUGAAAAGGAUACUCCUACUCAUCUCUGCUUCUCCUUGGCAUCUCGUGUGUUUUGAGAAAAAGAUCAUGUAUUGUUGCAUAUUUUUUCUAAAAUAUAUUCUGUCUUUCUUCUUUCCGAACAAUAUCCUAAAUCCGGUUAUUUAAUAGGCUCGAACACAUCAGUAACUUUGGAACUAACUAGAAAAUGUGUUAAAACAGCUAACUUGAAUAACCUCCUUGAGCAGACACCCUUUUUUUAGACUCCUACAUUUCUUUUAACACCUUUAUUUUGUGAAUACCAUAGUUAUUAACCUGUAUUAACUGUUUUUCUCUGAUUGUGGGUGUUUUCAAGGUCACUGGUGCAUUCCUCUCCCACCCCACCCCACAAAGUCAAUAUAGGCAGAUUCCAGCUCUUUUCUUGCGUCAGUUAGAUUCAUACUAGUUGAUUUCCUUUUGUGACAUUUAUUACGGGCGAAGGAGAGUAAACCAUGCAAAACAUCAACAAUAAAAAACCUCAAAAGAUGUGAGCUGAAAAUCGAAGAACUAGUAAAUCUUUUGAACUUGAGACAACAUCAUUUUUGUGUUCGUGCCAUUUUGAGCAUCUGUUCUUUCCAUGUGAUUGUCACACGCGAUUGACUGACUCACCGGUUAUAUCCCUUCGGUGUUUUCCACGCAUCAAUUGGAUUGUUGGAUGAGUAUUUUAUCUUUGCUGAUCCGUCUGUUUUGGUCGGUUCGACCGUUUGUUUUUUGGUUGUUGUGUACUGUGAUCAAGAGUGAGAGGUAUUUUCCGUAAGCGACGUUAAUAUGUCGUUUCUUUUUGUAUGUGGUCAAAUACACAUACCAUAUUGGGGAGUGACCGGGAUUUAGUUCUGAAUUACGAGAACAAAUAAUUUUUCCAUCAAGUACUGGUGAUUGUUCACUGUGACAGAUUUUUUGGAUCACUUGCUUGUGAUAAUUAUUAUUGUCCCUGAGUCACUGUGUUACUCUUACGGCUUACCGACUUCAAAUGAAGGUUUUACCGCAGUCCAUUAAGAGGUAGAGGGGCUCUGUGUUGGGUAGGGAGUUUUAGGGGAAUGCUUCUGAUUUGAUGGAUUGAUUCAUUUAUCUCUGGACUUUCCUUGUAGAUUGUUGAAAACAUACUUUAUCUUAUCUUAUAUACACAUUCGUAAACAUCCUUCUCCUUCUUGGUGUAUCUUUUGUGUUAAAAUGUUAGGGCGUGUCUUUUGACAACAUUACAGUGCUAUUGACUUUUGAACAAAUUAUGUAUUAUUGGAUUUAAGACAAAAAGCUUUGUAUGUAAAUAAAGAUUUUGGUAUUUG
Molecule: messenger RNA, 4304 nt
Organism: Trichobilharzia regenti
Lineage: Eukaryota; Metazoa; Platyhelminthes; Trematoda; Strigeidida; Schistosomatidae
Source: the annotation of a GenBank genome assembly